This is a messenger RNA of Leptidea sinapis, 4192 nucleotides long. It is a transcript of the gene axed, whose product is annotated as BTB/POZ domain-containing protein 6-B-like. The transcript has 2 exons. Gene Ontology annotation, biological process: neurogenesis. Lineage: Eukaryota; Metazoa; Arthropoda; Insecta; Lepidoptera; Pieridae. Gene Ontology annotation, cellular component: cytosol. Gene Ontology annotation, molecular function: protein binding. The coding region runs from base 208 to 1758 and encodes 516 amino acids. The record is from RefSeq and is a predicted model, not a curated record.
AAUUCUGAGUCGAGUUCACGCGAAAGCCGCUGCGUUCUGGCCGCGGGAAAGCGUGGGUUUUCAGUUCGGUUAGGCGGGCGGCGCACGCAUAUAGAAAACAGUGACCAACGCAAAUAGUAAUAACAUUAAAUUGAUAUCUGUGAGUGCUGUGCAAGUGAAUAUGUUUGUUUGGCUGUAGAGAUAACUAAGGUGUCACCAGAAUUCAACAUGACUGUCGUGGUGAACCCCGCACGUACAGAUUCUGUCGAAGCACUUUCAUCACCACUUUUCCAUUUUAUUCCUCUCGAGCUGCCGGUAGAGAUACCUGCGGCACCUGCGACACCAGCAGUACCAGCGACACUAGCAGUACCAGCGACACCAGCGACACCAGCGACACCAGUGACACCAGCGACACCAGCGACACCAGCGACACCAGCAGCACCAGCUACACCAGCGACACCAGCGACACCAGUAAUACCAACGACUCCAACAGUACCAGCGACACCCACCGACACCGACGACUACCAGCAACCUUCUGAAGAACCAACCCCCAGCGACGAGCAUAUUCAAAAUAGCCAAAAUAGCCAGAACGAAGUUAGCCCAGAAGCUGAAAUAGUCAACGAGAAUGCCAGCUCUGGUAGCGACAGCUCCGGUAUUCGCAUCUACCCAAACGCUAAUCUUUACGAUGACGAAUUACAAAGCGACCUAGUCAUCGUAGCUGGGAUAAACGGGGACACAUAUCGAUACCCUGGACAUCGCCGCGUACUCGAAUCCACUAGUCCAGUCUUCGCAGCUAUCCUUGCCGCCACCAAAUCUGACCUGAUUCUCAUCGACUACAUCGACCAUCGGGGCUUCGAGAACCUGCUCCGUUAUUAUUACUGCGAACCAACACAACUCAACUCAGUGCAGACUGCAAGAUCAUCUCUCGACGCUGGCUAUAAAUUCCUCUGCCCCCAGCUGACACAGCGCUGCGCUCGAAAACUAGACGAGAUGUUAGACGCAGGGGUCGCUUUAGAAAUAAUGCGUGAUCUACGAUAUUUAUGUGCCAAACUACCUGGAGCAGCUUCCGCCCCACCUUUACCAGCGCUUACAAAUAAUCGUGCUGCCGAAUUACUCGCCCAAUGUUCAAGUUGGUGUGAUAUGUUGGCUCACAACGCCCUUUUAGUAAUUGACGAAAAUGCGGAUGAAGCUCUCCAGCAUGAAAAGCUUGAAGACCUCACCUACGAAGACUUGUCGUUGAUUGUGAGGCGAGAUACACUUCGUGUUAGUAGCGAACUUGUGCUCAUUGAAGCCCUAUCGCGCUGGAGCACGGCCGUUUGUAAGCGGUACAAACGUGAACUAACGUCGAGUAACAAGCGCGCUGCUCUGGGUGAACUAUCCUACUCUCCACGCUAUUUGCUUUUAGAGGGUGAAGAGCUUGAUCGCGCUCUAGCAUUUGAGUUAUUACAGCCGAUUGAAAGAAGAUUAGUUAUAGCACGAGCGCGGAAACUAUCAGCUCCAAUACCAGUAGGAGCCCACCAAGAGAAUUUGCUGCGUCGUUGGGCGAAACCACGUCCGACAGAGCCGGCGGCGGCGCCAGUACACCUGAGUCCACGUUCAGAGCCUGAGCCCGAAGAACCUCAACCAAGCAAGCUGUGCGCCCGAAAACCGAAACGAUUGAAGACACCAAAGUAUCAGGUAAUUGACCGCAACUCUUACGCUUAUUACUCAAGGAAAAGGACCUGCUGUCAAAAAUUCGGAGAUGGAUUACUAAGAGCAUUUAUUUGUCUGUUUGAUUGAAUACGAUAAAGAGAGUAUAUUAUAUUAUUAUGACAGUAGAGAAAUAUAAUUAUAUAAAUUAGAUAUAAAUGUAUCAUUAUUACAUCUUUAUAAUGAUAUAUCUUUGUAAUGAUUAUCACAUAAUGUAUGCCGAUAGAGGAACAGUAAAUUGGACGAAGUUCCUGAAAAACGUAAAAAAGGCUACUAAGUCAUGAUGUCAUAAAGAAAGAGUGACAGUAGGGCUGCCAUUUUUUUGUAAUAUGAAUCACGUGACUAGUUUUGUGUUCAUAACUCAAUUUCGACAUGAUUGUGGUUUGGAACGUUUUUCUGGAAUUGCGUCAAAUUACAGAAUUUUAUAAUCCCUGUUCGAUGCAAUGCAAUUUAACCCUUCUUAAAUAGUUUUUUUAAUGUCAUUUGAGUCUUAAUUUAAGUUUUCUUUACUUCUGUGAAGCAAGGAAGGAGGUAUUGAAACCAUAGACUAUUAUACUAUAUUAUUACUUAUAGACAACCUGAUAAUUUGUGACUGAUUAUAUAAAUAAAUGUGUUACCUAGCGGUUUAACAUUCAAAAUACUAUUAUGGAGCUAAUAUCAAGCGUGGCUGACUGUUUACGACUUGUCAAUCAACAAUGGAUUCGCUUACCUUUUCUAUCUUGCUGUUUUUCAAUAUAUUCUAUGUCUGUGGUUGAGACCUUACAUUAGACGUCUUUAUCAUCGAGUAUUUACCCAAAAAAUUUAACAGGCGCUAACUAGCAUUUAUUUAAAAAAAUAUAUGUAAUAUAUCAAUCACUUCAGGAGAUAUAGAUAAAUUGUGUAUAAAGUGUGUAAAAUCUAUAAUAUUUUCUAAAAUGUUAUAAACAGAAAAACGUAAUGAACGUAGCUGAGCUACCAUUGAUUUUGUGUAAUGAUAUUUGUUUUAACAAAUUGUAGGACAAUUUGGCUGAAGAAAUUUUGGUGCACAAAAUGUUUUUUUUCUAGUUGUAUAUUAUGUUUAUUGUUACAGUCUUGAUUUUGUUGCAUUUAUCGAUGUUUGUUAAUUCAUAUUUGUUGCAUAGUAAUACAAAAAAUGUCUUUAAUUCUUGCUUGGCAAAAUCCAAAGUCAACAGGACAAAUUUUAGCUUAAAUUUUUAGUAACUAAGUCUAUUUGCUAGUCGUAUUUUAAGUACAUUACAAUUAUAAUUUAAUGCAGUUUUUAGGAUCACAGGAAUGCUGCUCUAACAUUUAAAUAGAUUUAUUUUAAAGAAUAUUCUAGAAAUAUUUCUUGGGUUAAUUGAAUGAAUUUGUUUGUUUGGACUAAAAAUGAAUUGAAUUGAAUUGGCUUCGGUCCUCGCCUGUCUUUUUGGGUAGUCCUACUAAUCAGGCGUUGUCCCGAAAUAAUUAUUGUGUGCGGCUUUAGUGCACUCUAUCCCUAAUAAGGGUGUAUGCUUACAGUUAUACGGUAUCGGUCAGUUUCGCUCAGCUCAGAUCUUGUUGCAUAUCUCACCCAUAAAUGGGCUCGAGCGCUUAUGUCGAAGGGGUGUUGGCAUUGACUUAGGACAUAGCAAAGGCCUUCGAUAGGGGGUGGCACAUAGCACUUAUUGCGACAACAUAUGGGCUUCCCGAGAGGUUGUACAAAUGGGUAACUAGCCUUUGGCCGAUCGGAGCGCCAAGCAAUCAACGGUGUAGCUCCGACUUAAAACUCAUAAGCACUGGUGUCCCGCAAGGCUGCAUGCUAUGCCCUAUAUGUUUCUUCUGCAUAUCAAUGAUAUGCUGCAAAUUAUAAUUAUUGAUUGCAAUGCAAACUUCAGCACGGCAUAUGCUUCCAACACCGGCCGUGCCAUCAUCUCCCGGGAUAGAAUCGAUGAGAACCAGAACAAGCUUGAAAUCGAGACUACGCUUUGCAUAGUCUCGGAAAGGGGUCGAUAAAAUUUAGUCCCCUACAACCUCACAAACUUAGAAACCUUAUCUUUAUAAUUUUAGUGUAGAUGGGUCAUAACCUAACCCAACCUAAGGGCAAACACAUUUUCAAGCUGUUCUUAUAAGAUCGUGCGACAUCUGGCCGAGCUAAUUUCUCAUUUAUAAAAUCAUCUAUUAUAAUAGGUUUCCCUUAUUGAAUUUCUUUUAAUAUAAGAUUUAAAUUGAUGUAUUGAUAGCUCUGUAGCUUUUGAUGGGUGUUUAUUGUAGAAUAGUACUUAUCUAAUGUGGUAGGUAUCUAAUGAGCUAUUUAUCUUUUAUAUUCUCAACAAUACUUAUAAUAUUCUAUAUUUUAUACCUUGUUUUAUUACAAUGCAAUUGUAUACCAAGCUUCUUAGACAAUUUUAAAUAAUGUUUUUUGAACAUUUAGAUUUAAAUGAAAUGUUAAAAUUUUGUUGUUACCAAAUAAUGUAGUGAACGGCAAGGCUCGUCCCAGCUAAAAGCUGAUUAUGUGUCUCAAACAUUAUAUUCGAUUUAUUAUGUAAGUAAAUGUGAUAAAUCUUAA